Nicotiana tabacum (common tobacco) is the source of this 1647-nucleotide messenger RNA. NCBI's taxonomy places the organism in Eukaryota, Viridiplantae, Streptophyta, Magnoliopsida, Solanales, Solanaceae. The record is from RefSeq and is a predicted model, not a curated record.
AAGAACCUAUAUGAAUGGCUUUUCUCUCUGAAGGCGCACGUUAAGCAGGAUUGCUAACGUACGCCAACAACCAUGAACGGCCAUCAAUGACGACAUUCGAUGAUGAAAAGCUCAACAAACCAAAUUGAAGAGUCAGUUAGUAGAUUGGUUACACCAAAAUCGGGAAUUGAGCAACAACUAGGUCCUCGACAACUUAUCAAUUGGAUGUCGAGGAUGGGAAGUACACCGACAAUCAUGCAAACAGCGGCAAUGAUUGAAUCACUACCAUCGGUGACAAGAGCUACCAUAAUUCCACAAGAAGCCUCUAUUCCACCGGAAUUAGGAAUUACAACAGUAGCGUGUAAAUUGACUUACUCAGUAGAGCCAGCUAGAUCUAUGGCGGAGAUAGUCAAAGAAAAUCUAAUGAAGGACCAAGGCAUGCAGCUAAAAUUCUAUCCACCGGUGAUAAAAGAUGGAAUUAAGCUGGUUCAAUUGAAUCUAGAUGAAAUGGAGCAGCAAUGUCAACAAUGGAAAAAUGCCCUAAUCGAAUAUGUAAUUGGGGAACGUCCAGCUUUUAAAGAGAUGCUCAAGUUUGUAUGGAGUAUGGAGCUUAGUAAAUACGCCAAAGGAAUUUCCUCUGGCAUGGAUCGAAGGAGAAUGUCAACAGAACACUAAUUGCUUGAGAAACAGUUUGUCAACCAAGAUCAACUGGUGGGCUAAAUAUUCUCACUUCACUUUAUGGAAUAAAGCAGUAAUACUAAAAUUAUUAUGGGCAAUAUUGCAGAAAAAAGACACUCUUUGGGUCCAGUGAAUACAACACCAAUACAUAAAGGAGAAAGAUCUAAAGGACAUGAAAACUCCAAGGCAAGCAAGCUGGAUGGUUAGAAAGAUCUUUGAAGCUAGACAGUGGGUAGCUCCUAAUAUGGACAGGAUUCAGCAGUAUGCAAAUUAGAGAAAAUUUAGCAUCAAGAAAGCUUACAUGGACAAUCUUCCUUAAUAUCCCAAAUUUACCUGGAAAAGCUUUAUUUUAAGUAAGGGUUUGAUUCCAAAACAUCAAUUCACCUUGUGGAUGGACCUUCAACAAAAACUGGCUACAGUGGAUAGAAUUCGAAAAUGGAGGAUUCAAGUGCAAAGUGAAUGUGCUCUUUGCUCAACAAGUUCAGAAGAGAUAUUCAACCACCUAUUCUUUUAAUGCCAAUAUUCCAAGAGCAUUUGGCAGAAGCUACUACUAUGGACAGGAAAGCAGCAACAAGUGAAGUCAUGGAAUGAAGAAGUUAAUGAACUAUCAAGCGUGACAAGGAGUAAGCAGCCCAGAUACACUAUCAAUGCUUUUCUAUUUGCAGCUACAGUUUAUCACAAUUGGAUGGAAAGGAAUAGUAGAAGAUUCAUACAAGUACAAAAGCCUCUUAUAGAAAUACUGAAGGACAUAGCCUUGCAAUUACACAUUGUAGGACAAAGACAUCCCAAUUGGCCAAAUGAAUUAGAUAGAUUGAUAGGAUAUCCAAGCUAAAAGCUACUAGUUUUAUGGUUAUAUAAAUGAUACACUUCCUAAAAGGUGCGCAGAUAUAGAACCUAGUACUGAUAGCAGAUAGAUUAGAAAGUUUCUCAUAGGCUAUUUUUGUAAGGAUCCUAUAUCUAUUGUCCAAUGAGCAAGUGUGCUUGUAAAUA